CUCCUCUUCGUUAUUAGUGGAAGAAGUGAAGAAGUGGUUAUUGGUAACAGAAAAAGGAAAAGAAAAAGAAAAGAAGGCACAGUAAUAUUAUUAUGGAGCUGAGCUUGGAUUUGAGUUUGUCCUUUGUCCCAAAGACCAUAUCAAUGUUCUUGGGCGAUGUUUCUCGGAGCACACAAAUCUCUGACAAAUUGGCCAUGCUUGAUGAUUUCCUCAACCGAUUGGAGGAUGAGAUGACUAAGAUCCACGCCUUCAAACGUGAGCUUCCCCUUUGCAUGCUCCUCGUCACCGAUGCUAUAACAAGAUUGAAGGAGGAAAAGCUUCGCUGUAUGGGAAUGCAAGAUCCACAACCUCUCACCACUCAAGAACCACAUCAUAAUAAUAACAACUGGAUGACUUCACUUCAGCUAUGGAGGCAGAGGUGUGAAGAAGAUUGUUCUGUGCCAGAGAACCCAAUCAAGAGAAGGGAGAACAAGAACAGAAGUGGAGGAGGAGGAGGAGUUGCAUUGUUGAAUGGGAACUCAAAGGAGGUUUCGAAAGUUCCUGGCUUUAGUUUGAUGACUACUACUCCAGCACCUGAACUGAAAAGUAGCAGUUCCAAGAGUAAUUCUUCUUCUCUGUUCAUGAAUCGUGUUGAGAUUCAAGCCCAACAAUCUCAGAAUCCUAGGAAACAAAGGCGAUGCUGGUCACCGGAGCUACACCGGCGUUUCAUCAAUGCUCUCCAACAACUUGGAGGAGCACAAGUGGCCACUCCUAAGCAGAUAAGGGAACUGAUGCAGGUGGAAAGCCUAACAAACGAUGAAGUCAAAAGUCACUUACAAAAGUACAGACUUCAUGUAAGAAAAUUCCCAGUUUCAUCUUCAGCUGAGCAUGAUGCUAAUAAUAAUAAUAUUGAUGAUGAUGAUGAGGAUGAUCUAUGGGAAAUGAAGAAGAAAGAUCAAUGUGGAAAAGGGAACAAAAAUUCAUCAUCACAAUCACAAUCUGGUUCACCACAGGGUCCUCUACUCUUAGCAGGUUCAGUUAAGGGACUCUCAAGCAUGGAUGCAGAUGAUGAGCACUCAGAUUGCCGCAAUUGGAAAGCUGCUAUUCACCACCAACCGCCAGAAUCUGAUAAUCACAGCCGCUAAAAAUUUUGCAGACAAAUAUAAUAUAGUCAUAAUAAUACAUAAGUUGAGACCCCCCGGAUUUGACUAAGAAAAGAAUAAUAGUCUAACAUAUAGAAUUAUUAUACAAGGGAGCAUGAGAUUUUGCAGAUCUUUUAGGCUUUUUUUCUUUUUAAAUUUUAAUUGUGUUUUGGUCUGCCGUGUUGAAUUUUUGUUAAAUCCAUUUUGUUAUGAUUGAGGGUAUUGAGGGGACAUAGAAAAUUAUAUACUGGUGUUAUAAGUUGUAAGUUGCAACCAUAUCCCUGCAUUGGAAUAUUGAUAGAGAAAAUUGGCUCAGCAUUUUGGUGGA
Arachis duranensis is the source of this 1449-nucleotide messenger RNA. RefSeq names its product transcription factor HHO5. Gene Ontology annotation, biological process: regulation of DNA-templated transcription. Gene Ontology annotation, molecular function: DNA-binding transcription factor activity; DNA binding. The transcript has 5 exons. The record is from RefSeq and is a predicted model, not a curated record. NCBI's taxonomy places the organism in Eukaryota, Viridiplantae, Streptophyta, Magnoliopsida, Fabales, Fabaceae. Bases 93 to 1124 code for a protein of 343 amino acids.